AUGUGUGAUUUGGCUAGGAUGACUAGCGCUCAGUGCUUCUCCUUGAAGCACUCCUUCAGUCACUUUAAAGCUGUCCGAGUAAUUAUUUCCUAUUCUGACUCUGACAUUGGCAUGAAUAAUAAUAAUAAUAAUAAUAAUAAUAAUAAUAAUAAUAAUAAUAAUAAUAAUAAUAAUAAUAAUAAUAAUAAUAAUAAUAAUAAUAAUAAUAAUAAUAAUAAUAAUAAUAAUAAUAAUAAUAAUAAUAAUAAUAAUAAUAAUAAUAAUAAUAAUAAUAAUAAUAAUAAUAAUAAUAAUAAUAAUAAUAAUAAUAAUAAUAAUAAUAAUAAUAAUAAUAAUAAUAAUAAUAAUAAUAAUAAUAAUAAUAAUAAUAAUGAUAAUAAUAAUAAUAAUAAUAAUAAUAAUAAUAAUGAUAAUAAUAAUAAUAAUAAUAAUAAUAAUAAUAAUAAUAAUAAUAAUAAUAAUAAUAAUAAUAAUAAUAAUAAUAAUAAUAAUAAUAAUAAUAAUAAUAAUGAUAAUAAUAAUAAUAAUAAUAAUAAUAAUAAUAAUGAUAAUAAUAAUAAUAAUAAUAAUAAUAAUAAUAAUAAUAAUAAUAAUAAUAAUAAUAAUAAUAAUAAUAAUAAUAAUAAUAAUAAUAAUAAUAAUAAUAAUAAUAAUAAUAAUAAUAAUAAUAAUAAUAAUAAUAAUAAUAAUAAUAAUAAUAAUAAUAAUAAUAAUAAUAAUAAUAAUAAUAAUAAUAAUAAUAAUAAUAAUAAUAAUAAUAAUAAUAAUAAUAAUAAUAAUAAUAAUAAUAAUAAUAAUAAUAAUAAUAAUAAUAAUAAUAAUAAUAAUAAUAAUAAUCAUAAUAAUAAUAAUAAUAAUAAUAAUAAUAAUAAUAAUAAUAAUAAUAAUAAUAAUAAUAAUAAUAAUAAUAAUAAUAAUAAUAAUAAUAAUAAUAAUAAUAAUAAUAAUAAUAAUAAUAAUAAUAAUAAUAAUAAUAAUAAUAAUAAUAAUAAUAAUAAUAAUAAUAAUAAUAAUAAUAAUAAUAAUAAUAAUAAUAAUAAUAAUAAUAAUAAUAAUAAUAAUAAUAAUAAUAAUAAUAAUAAUAAUAAUAAUAAUAAUAAUAAUAAUAAUAAUAAUAAUAAUAAUAAUAAUAAUAAUAAUAAUAAUAAUAAUAAUAAUAAUAAUAAUAAUAAUAAUAAUAAUAAUAAUAAUAAUAAUAAUAAUAAUAAUAAUAAUAAUAAUAAUAAUAAUAAUAAUAAUAAUAAUAAUAAUAAUAAUAAUAAUAAUAAUAAUAAUAAUAAUAAUAAUAAUAAUAAUAAUAAUAAUAAUAAUAAUAAUAAUAAUAAUAAUAAUAAUAAUAAUAAUAAUAAUAAUAAUAAUAAUAAUAAUAAUAAUAAUAAUAAUAAUAAUAAUAAUAAUAAUAAUAAUAAUAAUAAUAAUAAUAAUAAUAAUAAUAAUAAUAAUAAUAAUAAUAAUAAUAAUAAUAAUAAUAAUAAUAAUAAUAAUAAUAAUAAUAAUAAUAAUAAUAAUAAUAAUAAUAAUAAUAAUAAUAAUAAUAAUAAUAAUAAUAAUAAUAAUAAUAAUAAUAAUAAUAAUAAUAAUAAUAAUAAUAAUAAUAAUAAUAAUAAUAAUAAUAAUAAUAAUAAUAAUAAUAAUAAUAAUAAUAAUAAUAAUAAUAAUAAUAAUAAUAAUAAUAAUAAUAAUAAUAAUAAUAAUAAUAAUAAUAAUAAUAAUAAUAAUAAUAAUAAUAAUAAUAAUAAUAAUAAUAAUAAUAAUAAUAAUAAUAAUAAUAAUAAUAAUAAUAAUAAUAAUAAUAAUAAUAAUAAUAAUAAUAAUAAUAAUAAUAAUAAUAAUAAUAAUAAUAAUAAUAAUAAUAAUAAUAAUAAUAAUAAUAAUAAUAAUAAUAAUAAUAAUAAUAAUAAUAAUAAUAAUAAUAAUAAUAAUAAUAAUAAUAAUAAUAAUAAUAAUAAUAAUAAUAAUAAUAAUAAUAAUAAUAAUAAUAAUAAUAAUAAUAAUAAUAAUAAUAAUAAUAAUAAUAAUAAUAAUAAUAAUAAUAAUAAUAAUAAUAAUAAUAAUAAUAAUAAUAAUAAUAAUAAUAAUAAUAAUAAUAAUAAUAAUAAUAAUAAUAAUAAUAAUAAUAAUAAUAAUAAUAAUAAUAAUAAUAAUAAUAAUAAUAAUAAUAAUAAUAAUAAUAAUAAUAAUAAUAAUAAUAAUAAUAAUAAUAAUAAUAAUAAUAAUAAUAAUAAUAAUAAUAAUAAUAAUAAUAAUAAUAAUAAUAAUAAUAAUAAUAAUAAUAAUAAUAAUAAUAAUAAUAAUAAUAAUAAUAAUAAUAAUAAUAAUAAUAAUAAUAAUAAUAAUAAUAAUAAUAAUAAUAAUAAUAAUAAUAAUAAUAAUAAUAAUAAUAAUAAUAAUAAUAAUAAUAAUAAUAAAUGCCCACGGUGCAUGUUGUGCGGCCAGCGGAGAUUUUGAUUACUCCGUGGCGCACCGUGGGCUAGA
Molecule: messenger RNA, 2475 nt
Organism: Microplitis mediator
Lineage: Eukaryota; Metazoa; Arthropoda; Insecta; Hymenoptera; Braconidae
Product: probable cyclin-dependent serine/threonine-protein kinase DDB_G0292550
Exons: 3
Coding region: 1-2448 (815 amino acids)
Source: RefSeq, a predicted model, not a curated record